UAGAUAAUUGGUUUGGAAGGUAUUCCAGUGUAUACACAUUUCCUCCUUAGUGAUCAAAAUUGGCAUUUUGGAUGGUUUCUUUGUGAUUUAUGGUUAAUGGUUGAUUAUGUUGUCUGCCUCGCAUCAAUAUAUACCGUACUUGGUAUAACAAUUGAUAGAUAUUGCUCAGUAAAGUUUCCUGCAACUUAUCGAAACUGGAGGACACCACGACGUGUUAUUUUAACCGUAGCAAUUAUAUGGCUGAUCCCAACCAUAUUAUUUGGCUUAUCAAUAUUUGGCUAUGAUAAAUUUACGGGUGAACGAAUGUUAAAAGAUAAUGAAUGCUAUGUACAAUUUAUGACAAAUCCAAUCUUAAAUAUGGGAAUGUAUAUCUCAUAUUAUUGGUCAACCUUAUUUGUCAUGCUAUAUUUGUAUUUAGGCAUAUAUCGAGCUGCAAAAUUAUUAGCUGCUAAAAGUGAACAGAAGAAUAAACGAUUGGCAAUGUUAAAUGAAAUGAGAAGGCAUACGAAGCAAGAAACUCCAUCUUUAACAGCAUGUAAAAGUAGUGAACAGGAAAGUGCACCGGAAACAUCAUCAUCAUCACAUUCAAGGUGA
Molecule: messenger RNA, 594 nt
Organism: Loa loa (African eye worm)
Lineage: Eukaryota; Metazoa; Nematoda; Chromadorea; Rhabditida; Onchocercidae
Exons: 4
Coding region: 97-594 (165 amino acids)
Biological process (GO): G protein-coupled receptor signaling pathway, coupled to cyclic nucleotide second messenger; adenylate cyclase-inhibiting G protein-coupled acetylcholine receptor signaling pathway; chemical synaptic transmission
Cellular component (GO): synapse; dendrite; membrane
Molecular function (GO): G protein-coupled serotonin receptor activity; G protein-coupled acetylcholine receptor activity
Source: RefSeq, a predicted model, not a curated record